CGCCAUCUCUUUUCGCCUUCGUCCCUGCCAGCCGCCAGCCCGCUGCACCUUCUCCUUCAACAGGAUUAAGGCUUCCAAAGAUGCUUUCCAAAUUUGAGACCAAGUCGAAUCGAGUCAAGGGUCUUUCGUUCCACCCGAAACGGCCGUGGAUCCUGGCCUCGCUGCACAAUGGCUCGCUUCAGCUGUGGGACUACAAGAUGGGGACUCUGAUCGAUCGCUUUGAUGAGCAUGAAGGCCCUGUCCGCGGCAUCGCCUUCCAUCCUACUCAGCCCCUCUUCGUUUCCGGCGGCGAUGAUUACAAGAUCAAGGUCUGGAACUGGAAGCAGAGAAAGUGCCUGUUCACCCUCAACGGCCACAUCGACUACAUCCGCACGGUGUUUUUCCAUCACGAGCAGCCCUGGAUCAUCAGCUGUGCCGACGACCAGACCAUCCGCAUCUGGAACUGGCAGUCUCGCACCUGCAUUGCCAUCCUCACCGGCCACAAUCAUUAUGUGAUGUGUGCCCAGUUCCACCCCAAGGAGGACCUGGUCGUCUCGGCCUCGCUUGACCAGACGGUCCGUGUCUGGGAUAUCUCGGGACUUCGCAAGAAGCAGUCGUCGCCCCAGAGCGCAAUGCCCGAGGACCGCAUGGGUCCCGGCCAGCAGCCGGAUAUCUUUGGCUCGACAGAUGCAAUUGUCAAGUAUGUCCUCGAGGGCCAUGAUCGCGCCGUCAACUGGGCCACCUUCCAUCCCAACCUGCCCCUCAUCAUUUCCGGUGGCGAUGACCGAAACGUCAAGCUCUGGAGAAUGAACGAGAGCAAGGCCUGGGAGGUCGACACCUGCCGUGGCCACUACAGCAACGUCUCCUGCGCCAUCUUCCACCCCCGGCAAGAGCUCAUCAUCAGCAACUCGGAAGAUAAAACCAUCCGUGUCUGGGACAUGACCAAGCGGACCGUCCUCCAGACUUUCCGUCGCGAGCACGACCGAUAUUGGGUCCUGGCUGCCCAUCCCGAGCUGAAUCUCUUUGCGGCCGGCCACGACAAUGGUCUGAUUGUCUUCAAGCUGGAGCGUGAGCGGCCGGCUCACUCCGUCCACCAGAACACCCUGUUCUACGUCAAGGACAAGUUCCUGCGUGCCUAUGACUUCUCCAACUCGAACGAUACGCCCCUCGUGUCAAUCCGUCGCCCUGCCGGGCUUUCCACAGCCCCUCGCUCGCUGUCGUAUAACCCUGCGGAGCACAGUGUUCUCCUCACCACGGCUGUUGAUGGAGGCACCUAUGAGCUCCACAACCUGCCACGCGACGCUCGUGGCGAGCCUCGAGAUGCCGUCGUCGAACCCAAGAAGGGCCAGGGCAAUGCGGCCGUCUACAUUGCCCGUAAUCGCUUUGCGGUGUUUGUCAAAUCGAGUCAGCAAAUUAUCAUCAAGGAUCUGGCAAACGAAACCAAGAAGACGUUCAAGCCCCCUGUUGCUGUCAACGACAUCUUCUUCGCUGGCACCAAGAACAUCCUGCUGACCACCAGCAGCUCGGUUAUCCUGUUCGACACAGAGUCCUCCUCCAACAUUGCUGAGCUCCCUGCCUCCGGCGUUCGCUACGCCGUAUGGUCGUCGGAUAUGAGCAUGGUCGCCCUCCUGAGCAAGCAUUCCAUCAUCAUCGCCACAAAGUCGCUUGAGCAGCUUUCUGUGAUCAGCGAAACAAUCAAGAUCAAGAGCGGCGCCUGGGACGAAAACGGUAUCCUGGUCUACUCGACUCUCAACCACGUCAAAUACGCGCUGCCUCAGGGCGACCACGGCAUCAUCCGCACUCUCGAGCAGCCCGUGUACAUUACCCGCGUCAAGGGAAAGAGCGUCUACUGCUUGGAUCGCGAUGCCAAGGUCCGCGUCCUCAGCGUCGAUCCAACCGAGUACCUCUUCAAGCUUGCACUCGUUCGCCGCAACUACAGCGAGGUUCUGCGUAUCAUCCGCAACUCCAAUCUCGUUGGCCAAUCCAUCAUUGCUUACCUCAAGAAGAAAGGCUACCCGGAGAUUGCGCUGCACUUUGUCAAGGACCCCGUCACCCGAUUCGAGCUGGCCCUGGAGUGCGGCAACCUCGAGGUCGCCCUUGAGACCGCCAAGGUCAUGGAUCGCGAAGACUGCUGGACGCAGCUGGGCGCGGAGGCCUUGAAGCAAGGCAAUCACCAGGUUCUUGAAAUGACCUACCAACGCAUCAAGAACUUUGACCGCCUGUCGUUCCUGUACCUCAUCACGGGCAACGUCGAGAAGCUCAAGAAGAUGCAGAAGAUUGCUGAACUGCGCAACGAUGUCAUGUCGCGCUAUCACAACUCUCUCUAUCUCGGCGACAUCCAGGAGCAGAUUCGUAUCCUGAAGGACGCAGGACAAGGUCCGCUGGCCUAUCUCGCUGCUCAGACCCAUGGUCUGACUGAGGAAGCCGACUCGAUCCUCGCUGCUGCUGGCCUCGAGAGUCGCCCCGAGCUUCCCGACGGCGGAGAGCUGCUCAAGACCCCAACGCCGAUCUUCAAGCAACACGAAGUCAACUGGCCAUCGCUGACUAUCUCGCGCGGCAUCUUUGAUGCUGGUCUGUUCCAAAGCGACAACCCGACUGCUGCGCCGGUGCCUAUGGAUAUCGAUCCGCUCAACGAAGACGUCGGCGACUGGGGUGACGAUGCCGACCUGGAUAUCCCAGAGCUUGGCACCAGCUCCGCCAAGCCCAGCGCUGCUAAGGCCGCAGUCGAUGUCCCGAUCGACCUCGGCGAGGGCGAAGGCUGGGACUUGGACGCCGACCUUGAUAUCCCCGGCGAGCUCAUGGAUGCGUCCCUUGCCGGCGCUGCCGCAUCGCAGUAUGUGCCGCCCACUGCUGGAACACCCAUUGGGGAACACUGGCUCCGCAACUCUGGCCAUGCUGCCGAUCACAUCGCCGCCGGCUCCUUCGAAACCGCCAUGCAGCUCCUCAACCGCCAAGUCGGCGCCGUCAACUUUGCCCCGCUCAAGCCGUGGUUCAUGUCCAUCUACCAAGCGAGCCACAGCUACCUCUCGGCCAACGCCUCCGUGCCCCCGCUUGCUCUGGCCAACCGUCGUGUGGUGGAUCAGGACCUGACCAAGUCGCUGCCCUACUCGGCUGUGUCGGCUCAGCUCGCUAUGAACACCCUUCAGGAGGCGUAUGCCGUCACCAAGGCCGGAAAGUUCAACGAGGCGCUCAAUCUCUUCAAGGUCAUUUUGCAACAGGUCCUCUUCGUGAUUGUCGAGCGCCGUGAGGCCGAAGAGGUCCAGCAGCUGGUCUCGAUCGCCCGCGAAUACAUCCUGGGUCUGCGCAUGGAAGUCGCCCGCAAGGAUGUCAGCAUCGAAGCCAACCCCAAGCGCGCCGUGGAGCUGGCUGCAUACUUUUCACACUGCCAACUGCAACCCGCUCACUUGCAGCUGAGCUUGCGAUCGGCCAUGUUGCUCGCCUUCAAGAUCAAGAACUAUGCCACCGCCGCCAUCUUUGCUCGCCGGCUGCUUGAGCUCGGCCCCGUUCCGACCGUGGGACAGCAAGCACAAAAACUUUUGGCUCUAUGCGAGCGCACCCCCACCGACGAGAUCCAGCUGGACUACGAUCAGUACAAUCCGUUUGUUGUCUGCGGCUCGUCGUUCUCGCCCAUCUACCGCGGCAGCCCGAGUGUGCAGUGCCCUUACUGCAAGGCCUCGUACAAGCCCGAGUUCCAGGGCCAGCUCUGCGAAGUGUGCGAGAUCUCCCAGAUCGGCGCCUCCGCCAGCGGCCUCCGCUCGACGACCGAGAACCGCUGAAGCUGCUGCGAUGAUGUGCACAAGGCUGCAU
Molecule: messenger RNA, 3786 nt
Organism: Polychytrium aggregatum
Lineage: Eukaryota; Fungi; Chytridiomycota; Chytridiomycetes; Polychytriales
Product: coatomer WD associated region-domain-containing protein
Exons: 14
Coding region: 81-3755 (1224 amino acids)
Biological process (GO): intra-Golgi vesicle-mediated transport; intracellular protein transport; endoplasmic reticulum to Golgi vesicle-mediated transport
Cellular component (GO): COPI vesicle coat
Molecular function (GO): protein binding; structural molecule activity
Source: RefSeq, a predicted model, not a curated record